This is a messenger RNA of Leishmania mexicana MHOM/GT/2001/U1103, 747 nucleotides long. RefSeq names its product putative ATP-binding cassette protein subfamily G, member 3 (gene ABCG3). Gene Ontology annotation, molecular function: ABC-type transporter activity. The transcript has a single exon. NCBI's taxonomy places the organism in Eukaryota, Euglenozoa, Kinetoplastea, Trypanosomatida, Trypanosomatidae. The record is from RefSeq and is a predicted model, not a curated record. The coding region runs from base 1 to 747 and encodes 248 amino acids.
AUGAUCUACACGAUCCAUCAGCCGACUGCGGAGGUGCUGUCGUACUUCGACGACGUGAUGCUGAUGACGCAGGGCCGCAUUGCGUACCACGGGACGAUGGCUGCGUCGCUGGACUACUUCGAGUCCAUCGGGUUCCCGUGCCCGGACAAGUACACGCCGACGGACUACUACAUGGUGCUGCUGCAGGACAGCGUGACGAGCAAUGUCCUGAUCAAGCGUUGGCGCAAGUACCUGAAGAACGCACCUCGCACGCCGCACACUGCCGCUGUGCGUCUCGCGAGGAGCCGCAGUGAUUCGUCUGCUGCGCGGUUCCUGGAUGCGUACAUUGCGAAGUUCGGCAGCUCGCCGGCUGUGCAGUUGUACGAGCUGACGCUGCGCACGAUGAUAGAGAUCUCGCGCGACUCCCUGUACCUGUUCUCGUACAUGGCGCAGGCGAUCUUCUUCGCCGUCGUUGUAGGCCUGAUCUUCAUUAUGUUUUCGUUUGUGGAUGUAGACAUCGCACCCUCUCCUCCUCCUACCUCCCCCACACUCUCUGUGUGGUCUGCUUGGGUCGUUCGGUGGAGUGUGCCUCUGCAUCGCUGUUCAUCAGUGUUAUCGGCUUGGCGUCCCUCGCGCAUUACAUUGUGCGCGUCUCUCUCUCUGUACAUUCACUCCUACAUGAGCGAGAAGUGCAUCGCCUCCAGCACGGCUCCAUGUGGACUCGCUGCUAUGUUGUGGAUGGAGAUAUGUCGGCGUGCGCCUCUGUAA